AUGGAUCAAUUUACUGGAUACGUGGUGCCCGAGAGCCAACCGCCGCAGAAUAACGACAUGCUUGCAUUCGCCAACUCGACUUUACCCGCACCAUCUCUAGAUCUUGGUGGUUACGACGACUUUAUGGGCUUCUCAUAUCCCGGUGCUCCAGCUAACGGUGAACCUAUGGACACGUCAAACAACCUUUUUGCUUCGAUAUCGUCAAUGGAUAUGCACCCUAGCGAUCCCUUGUAUCCGCCAGGCUGUGUAGGGGGAGGUCAAGGGCUUCAACUGCAAAACCAUAAUCUGUCACAUGGACCGAACCAACCGCUGACACCGCCCGACACGAUACAUCGAGGGAGCACAAGCAUAACAGCGAGCUCACCAGAUUUACGAAACGCUUUCACACCAAAACAAUAUCCGCAGAAAGCUGUAGACAAAUCUGCGGCAUCGGAUGAUGUACUCGCGCAGAUGGUGGACCUACUCGCACAGCCUACCGCAUGGCAAGGGCUUGCGGAGAACGACAGCGAACCUAGCCAGUCUCUCUCACAUGAUGCCAGAGACCGGAUUGUUGCGACUGUACAGAUACUCUUGCAACGGGCACUCUGGAGCCGACAGUCUCCUUCAACAUCAAGUCAAGGCCUCUUUGGACGCAUCGUAGUCCUCCCACCCUCCAACGUUCUCAUGCACUUUAUUGAAACGUACGCAAACCGCAUCGACUCCAUUCAGCCCUAUCUGGGUCUCGCUGGCUCCUCAAGCAUCAACGUCACAGACAUCUUGCAAGUCGACAAGGCCGAUAUUGGAAUUCUGCUCAUCAUACUUCUCAUCUCCCAAGGUGCGAUGCUUACAGAUCAUUUCGAAUCGCACGUCCUCGCCAACGGCUUGAUAGAGAUAUGCAGGAUUGCAUUGGACGACGUUCUCGAGAGCCGGAGUAUAUCGCAACCAAUGAUCGGAGGAAUCGCACUGCAGUUGCUUACACUCUGCGCACGGAGUGGUAAAGACUCUUUCGCUGCGUACGCCAUGUCGAAAAGAGGGCAAUACCUUAGUAUGCUGAAGUGCACUGGCGUCUUACAGCCCGAACAGGCCGUGUAUAAUCCAAGAGCGGAGGGGCCAGAGAUGUGGGAAAUGUGGAAAGAGCAAGAGCAGCGUAAUCGCCACGCAUAUGCUUGGGUCUACGUAGACCUCGAGAUCAGCUUGCUACACGACCUUCCACCGAUACUCUCGAUCAACGACCUGCAAGUACCCUUACCGCAAGACAACGAAUUAUGGCACGCCAAGUCAUUCAAUGAGUGGCUUGAGCAUUCUGGAGCCAACGGCAACAAACCAGGACCCUGCAAUGCCGCAAAGUUUGGUGCCUGGCUUGAGAAACAGGGUUCUGUUGGACCCCGCUCUGGCCACACGACUCCAUCUCUCAACGGCCUUUUUCGAAGUUUCCUCCAGGGUCGGUUGGUAGUCGGCGAUGACGUACCCUUACACCACCUUCGUCUCCUUCUGCACCCCAUAUUGGCCAUGGUGCUCGAGCAACAACAACUUCUGCGCAUUUUCGACGCCGACGAACCUUCAAACCGAUACCGGGUGCUUUCCAAGAUCAAGAUCCUAGGCCGUUUGCAGGAGACGCAAGAUUUACUCCAAGAUCUGGCAACGCUUCUCUCGCGGUCAAAAGCUUCUUCCAGCAAAGAUGACGAGGGUGAAGUAACCCCCACCGACUGUGUCAGCAUGAUAAUGCUCCAUCUGGUUAGCCUGAACGUGUUCACCAGCAUCCCCGAGAUUGAGAAAUGCGCCAAGGAAGAGCCGCCCAUGUCAGACACGGCCCGUGCGGACAUGUGGCGGUGGGCACGUCAUCCCGAAGGAGAGAGAUACGUGCUGUUCCAUGCCGGCCAAAUCUUCAGAUUGAUCGACAGAUCGUCCUUGGACGCACGGCCAACCUGGUGGCCGGUAGCUUUGUAUCGUGCGGCCAUGUCUUGUUGGUCUCUCCGAUCUUGGGACCGAACCUCUUCAUCGGCGGCGGUUGAGUGUGGCAUUGAUGCCCUAUUACCCUCGGAGGAAGAGUGCUUCCUCAACACUACUACUGGCACACCUGUCGUCACACUCGAUGAUAAGAGACGGUUGCCCAUUCUUGAGGGGAAUAACAGCUUGCAGUACUGUAUCAGCAAGCUGGAGAGUCACCCUACACAUUGCUCACGUAAUGUCAUCGAAAAGGCUCGCUACUUCUUGACUAGAUGGAGUUGA
Messenger RNA from Alternaria arbusti, 2208 nucleotides. RefSeq lists its product as uncharacterized. Gene Ontology annotation, molecular function: zinc ion binding; DNA binding. The record is from RefSeq and is a predicted model, not a curated record. NCBI's taxonomy places the organism in Eukaryota, Fungi, Ascomycota, Dothideomycetes, Pleosporales, Pleosporaceae. The transcript is spliced from 3 exons. Gene Ontology annotation, biological process: DNA-templated transcription. Bases 1 to 2208 code for a protein of 735 amino acids.